Alternaria conjuncta is the source of this 1461-nucleotide messenger RNA. RefSeq lists its product as uncharacterized. The transcript has a single exon. The record is from RefSeq and is a predicted model, not a curated record. Gene Ontology annotation, biological process: maintenance of rDNA; regulation of exit from mitosis. Lineage: Eukaryota; Fungi; Ascomycota; Dothideomycetes; Pleosporales; Pleosporaceae. The coding region runs from base 1 to 1461 and encodes 486 amino acids.
AUGCCUCCUCUCGUGCGCCGCGCACCGCUCUCGGAACGCAUCAAAGCCUACUUCGACCUGUCCGACUGGCUCAUCUGGAUCUCGGAGGAACUCAACAGCUCUGACUGGGAGGACUUUGCAUCCGCAUAUGCGCUUUACAUCGGCUUCGGCGCAAACCUCCUCUUCGUACUCGCCCAGGCCAACAGCGGCGCAUCCACGGCUUCGGACGACGAUGGCGUCUUCAACGAGGUGCAGGGUCCCGGAUGGAUAAAGUGGAUCAUGGGAUUGCUGGUGUUGGUCCUCGGUGCAUCCAGCUUUGGCAACGCGUUCAUGGUCUGGGGUAAGAGGAGGUACUACCGUCUCUUCGAGCAGAGUGUGGAUGUUGCGCCACAGACACCCAGUGCGAAGCGCGUCCGAGUCGACUCAUCGCCUGCCGCAGCGAGUCCGAUGCAGUUUGUGAGAGGCUUGGUGCAGAACAACGCGGCGAGCAGAGCGCAUCCGGUCGAGGGCAGGGACGUCUGGGAAGUUGCCGUUUGGGACCCAAACCCGCUAUGCCUGGAGCUGUUCUGCUUGUUCAGCCCGUUGCAUGUGGUGCUCUACUACUUCAACCUCCCAGUUGCCCCCCUCGAUCCCAGACCGAGCGUCAGGGUGACCACGACAAUCUUCAUCGGAGCCGCGCUCUCGCUUCAUCUUUGGUGGCUUAGGAGCUCCUUUAUGCAGCAGGCCAAGGACAACUCUCUCAUCAGUCGCCAGGUGCUCCACGAGUACGAUAGCAAAUUUGUCCACCCCUCACUACAGAAGCCAUGCCGCGACGUCGGAAUUCAGACCAUCUCGACAAACCGGACCCGAGACUCGAGCGUCGGUGUCAAGGGCAGCAGCCACGGUCUUGCGAGCUCAAUCGUUACAUACACACCAACCACUAUCGUGAACCGUAAAACCUUCCGCACGAAUCCGAACGUCAGCUACGCCUCACAGUACGACCCUGAUAACAUGGAAUCGCCAUCCGUCACACGCUCGUCGCGACGACGAUCCUCAGUCCACCAAGAUCGUGGCACCUCAAAAUACACAACCACCUCCACAGCUACCGACGCCGACUUCUCCUCUCCGAUUCGACCCUCGCAAACGCCCAAUCCCUUCCGUCAAGCACCCACCAUCCCCCGGACCAACACCAAGCCUACCGACGGCGGAUACCUGGGGGUCAACACUCAUGCCGCGUCUCCUUUACGAAAGUCCGCCAGCGCAAACUUCUCAAGAGAUGGCGAGAGGAGUGCAAGCCGCGGCAGGGAUAGCCUCGGUGGCGCUUUCGAGCGCAGGGCUAGUCCAAGCAAGCGGGACGUCAGCCCUCUGAAGAGGAUCAGUCUCGGCAAUUUGGGCGCUGCGAGGGAGAGUGGUGAGAAGACACUGGGUCAGUCGGCGAGCUUGGGUAGAAGCAACCCGUAUGGAAGCCUUGGUGUUGGACGAAGGGAAAGCGGAAGGUACUAA